Molecule: messenger RNA, 1562 nt
Organism: Coccomyxa subellipsoidea C-169
Lineage: Eukaryota; Viridiplantae; Chlorophyta; Trebouxiophyceae; Coccomyxaceae
Exons: 7
Coding region: 111-1361 (416 amino acids)
Molecular function (GO): O-acetyltransferase activity
Source: RefSeq, a predicted model, not a curated record
CAGCAUCUGUGGAACAUUCUCUAGUGAGUAGUUGUCAUCAUAGGAUGUACCUGAGCAUGAGUCGCUUCAAAAGAAUGUGAAGGAUCAGGCCAGGCAACUGGUGGGAGGGCAUGCAUAGGGCGACCAGAUUGCGAGAGGGAUCUGGCGGACCAAUCAGCACAUUAGUGGGGAUCAGACUGCGUACACACUUGUCGGAUUGCUGGCGAUGGGUGCUCCUAGCGGCCCUUCUUGCUCUCCUUCCAGGCUGGACUGAUGCAGCAGGCAGCCAAGCCCAGGUCCUCCGUGCAGGGUCAGGCUUGCGAGCAAACGAGGUGCAGGCGCAUCACCUGACGAGGAAGGCUGUGUGCUCUGGAACUUUCCUUGGACAGAGCCCCUUGUUCAAGGGCGAGUGGGUGGCUCAUGAGGAACCAUCCUUUCAUGGCUUCUACAACAAAGCAAAGGAGUGCCCCAGUUGGGUGCAAGGCUGGGACUGCCAGGCGGAUGGCACCGAUCACAGGGAUAUGCUGGACAAAGAGUACAAUCAGGUGUACAAGCCGUUUGUGUGCGAUAUGAGGCAGUGGGACCUGCAAGAGUUUGCAAAGUGCACAGCAAACCGGCGCAUGAUAAUGGUGGGUGACAUGUCCAUGCAGCAGAUGUUUAACAGCCUGGCUUGCCUCACUCGCCCGGCCCUGAAGUCCGGCAAGCAGACGCCCUGGGAGGAAUCUGAUCUGAAGCUGGACAAGGAAUACACUGCGCGGUCGCUGCAGCCGGGUCUGCAUGUGAAGAAGAAGUUUGUGGGGGAUUUCCUUCUCGACAACGGGCUUCACGUGUUCCUGAGGAGCUUCAAUGUGUUCAACCUGACCCUGUGGGACGAUGUCAUGAAGCCCUUUGGAGAGCUGCAGGCCGAUGACAUCCUGGUGGUGAAUUUUGGCGCGUGGUAUCCGAGGUACUCGGUGCUGGAUCCGCACCACCCGUGGCCGGCCUGGCAGAAGGAUAUGAAGGAGCUGCUGAUGGAGCGGCUGGCCGGCUACAAGGCGCGCACCUUCUGGCGCUCCUACGCAGCCGCCCACUACGGCGGCACCAACGGCACCAACACCUUUGAGGAGGAGGCCGCAAAGGAGCUGAAGGCGGGAGGGGUCUGCCCGGCGACUAAGCUGGGAGAGUCUUGGUAUGAGGAGUAUGUGAGGGCGUUUCUGCGCAAGUGCGGCACCAAGUGCAGCCAUGUCAGCCUGCUGCCGGUGUUCCAGCUGACUGUGGGCAGGCCCAACUCGCACAUGGGCUCCUUUGGGCACGGCAAGGACGGGCACAACCUGGACUGCCGAAUGUACUGCAGCAAUGUUGUGGAUCAGUGGAACGUGCUGCUGUUCAAUCUCCUCUGUUGAGACAGAGUUUUUGGAUGAUGCAUUGCUGCAGUGCCUGAAGACAGCAGCAUGGAAUUGGAACAUGCUUUGAUCCUAAUGUGAAUACAUAUCCAGGAUAUUGUGUACAUGUGUCAACGUCUGACGUUACAUGCCUUGGCACGAGCAACCUGCCAUGAUGAGCGGCAUGCUAUGCAAGCAAAUUUGGUGUAAAUCAAGGCUUUC